AUGAGGCCACAGCAGGCACCAGUGUCUGGGAAGGUGUUCAGCAGUGGCACACGCUGCCAGUUCCAGACCAAGUUCCCCCCGGAGCUGGAGAACAGGAUUGAUAGACAGCCAUUUGAAGAAACAGUUCGAACUCUAAAUAACCUUUACACAGAAGCAGAGAAACUUGGAGGCCAGUCAUAUCUUGAAGGCUGUUUGACUUGUUUAACAGCAUAUAACAUCUUCUUAUGCAUGGAAACUCAUUAUGAGAAGGUCCUGAAGAAAGUCUCCAAAUACAUUCAAGAACAGAAUGAGAAGAUAUAUGCUCCCCAAGGCCUCCUCCUAACAGACCCCAUUGAGAGAGGACUUUGAGUUAUUG
Molecule: messenger RNA, 355 nt
Organism: Onychomys torridus (southern grasshopper mouse)
Lineage: Eukaryota; Metazoa; Chordata; Mammalia; Rodentia; Cricetidae
Product: golgin subfamily A member 7-like
Exons: 1
Coding region: 1-348 (115 amino acids)
Biological process (GO): protein targeting to membrane; Golgi to plasma membrane protein transport; peptidyl-L-cysteine S-palmitoylation
Cellular component (GO): palmitoyltransferase complex; Golgi stack
Source: RefSeq, a predicted model, not a curated record